GGCUCCCGCGAGGGGGAGGGGAGGAGGCCGCGCGCACCCGCGCGUGCGUGAGCUGGCGCGCGAGAAAGGGCCCGGUCGCGCCGAGGCUCGAGCGGCCGUCGCCAUUUUGUCGGGUUCUCUCUGACGCGGGAGCCGCCGCCACCGCCGCCGCCACCGGGAGGCUCUUGUCAGGAUGGUGAAGCUGUUCAUUGGAAACCUGCCCCGGGAGGCCACAGAGCAAGAGAUCCGCUCACUCUUCGAGCAAUAUGGGAAGGUGCUGGAAUGUGACAUCAUCAAGAACUACGGCUUUGUGCACAUAGAGGACAAGACGGCGGCCGAGGAUGCCAUACGCAACCUACACCACUACAAGCUGCAUGGGGUGAACAUCAAUGUGGAAGCCAGCAAAAACAAGAGCAAAGCUUCAACCAAGUUACAUGUGGGCAACAUCAGUCCCACUUGUACCAACCAAGAGCUUCGGGCCAAGUUUGAGGAGUAUGGCCCAGUUAUCGAAUGUGACAUCGUGAAAGAUUAUGCCUUUGUACACAUGGAGCGGGCAGAGGAUGCAGUCGAAGCCAUCAGGGGCCUUGACAACACAGAGUUUCAAGGCAAAAGGAUGCACGUGCAGUUGUCUACCAGCCGGCUUCGAACUGCCCCCGGGAUGGGAGACCAGAGUGGCUGCUAUCGGUGUGGGAAAGAGGGACACUGGUCCAAAGAGUGCCCAGUAGAUCGUACUGGGCGGGUGGCAGACUUUACUGAGCAAUACAAUGAACAGUAUGGAGCAGUGCGCACACCCUAUACCAUGGGCUAUGGGGAAUCCAUGUAUUACAAUGACGCCUAUGGAGCACUCGACUACUAUAAGCGCUACCGGGUCCGCUCUUAUGAAGCGGUGGCGGCGGCGGCUGCUGCUUCUGCAUACAACUAUGCAGAGCAGACCAUGUCUCAUCUGCCUCAAGUCCAGAGCUCAGCUGUGACCAGUCACCUCAACUCUACUUCUGUUGAUCCCUAUGACAGACACCUAUUGCCGAACUCUGGUGCUGCUGCUACCUCAGCUGCUAUGGCUGCUGCUGCCGCCACCUCUUCCUCCUAUUAUGGAAGGGACAGAAGCCCACUGCGUCGUGCUACAGCUUUGCUCCCCACAGUUGGAGAGGGCUACGGUUAUGGGCCAGAAAGUGAGUUGUCUCAGGCUUCAGCAGCUACACGGAAUUCUCUGUAUGACAUGGCCCGGUAUGAGCGGGAGCAAUAUGUGGACCGAGCACGGUACUCAGCCUUUUAAAAACUGGAGGUAGGAUAAUUGCGGACUGAACCCUCGGGCUGCGGUCAUAUAUGAGAACUUGCUCCGCGCGGUCCCCUUUGCCGGGAUGUUUCCAUUGCUUCAUGUUUCAGUAAACAGAGGAGUUUGAGACCAACUAUGUUUUCUUUCUUAAUUUAAUUCUUCUAAGUUUACUUUUCUUUCCUCCUGAUACUAGUCUUAGUAGCCUUUCACUUUGUUCCUUAUAUUCUCAGCCUCAGAUCAUCCCUAGGUAAGGAUUAUGCUGGCAUUCCCUUUUUCCUGUACAGUGGAACCCCUCUUAUCUUGCUUUCCCUAGGAUUUGAACCCUUCCUCCCUGCCUACCUACAGCAUCUCCCUUUAAAAUGACCAUGUAGUGGCAAACAGCCUUUUACUCUUCUCUGUUAGCUCUGGACUCUUAACAUUGAAGCUAAUCUUCUGAAAUUGCUAGGACCAUUGGGGGUUUUGUUGUUGUUUUUGUUUGGUGUUUUUUUUUUUUUUUUUUUGGUCUGACCUGUGAUCGUGGUACAGCAUUAGCUGAAAUUUAGCCUUGUUUUAACUCCACUCCUCCCACUUUUAUUUUUAUUUUUUUGACAAAUAAAUAUUUCUAACACU
Molecule: messenger RNA, 1861 nt
Organism: Urocitellus parryii (Arctic ground squirrel)
Lineage: Eukaryota; Metazoa; Chordata; Mammalia; Rodentia; Sciuridae
Product: RNA-binding protein 4B
Cellular component (GO): nucleus
Molecular function (GO): zinc ion binding; mRNA binding
Source: RefSeq, a predicted model, not a curated record